AUGGGCUGGAAUAGCUGGAACACUUUCAAAAGCAACUUCAACCAAUCAGUCAUUGAGAACACUGCCAGCCUACUUGUCAGUACAGGCCUACUUGAUGCUGGGUACGAUUAUCUUGUAAUGGAUGAGGGCUGGCAGGCAUUGGAAAGGGAUAAAAAUGGGCGGCAGCAGCCAAAUACAACCAAGCUCCCCGGCGGAGUCAGCGGGAUUGCGGAAUUCGUGCAUAAGAAAGGGCUAAAGUUAGGGGUUUACAGUGACGCCGGAAUAUAUGACUGUGGAUUUUAUCCAGGCUCCUGGGGUUAUGAGGAGCUCGAUGCGGCAACAUAUGCCGAAUGGGGCGUGGACUACCUCAAAUACGAUAACUGUGGAGGAUUUGAGGCCAACACCGAAAGCCCACAGGUUCGCUUUGCAGUGAUGAGAGAUGCACUUCGAGGUACUGGUCGGAGUAUCUUCUAUUCAAUCUGCCAGUGGGGUCAUCAAUUUCCGUGGUACUGGGCGGACGAGAUAAGCCAAUCAUACCGAAUGUCAGGAGAUAUCACUUAUACUUUCAGUGACACUGGAAAAGACUGUGCCUGCAAAACAGCUUAUUGCAUGAAUGUCGGCUAUGCCGGCUGCAGCGUGUUGACGAUAAUUCGAAAAAUGAGAGAGCUUAGCCCAUUCCAAAAACCCGGAGCAUGGGCUGAUAUGGACAUGCUUGAGAUCGGCAACGGGAACAUGACGUUACAUGAACAACAAACACACAUGGCAUUUUGGGCUGCUUUAAAAUCACCCCUGAUUAUUGGUGCAGACCUGCAAACACUAGCAGUUGAGAGCCUUAAUGUGUUGAGAAAUAAAGAGAUUAUCGCUAUCUCACAGGAUUCUCUCGGUAAAGCAGUGGGAUAUCUUCCAGAUUUGAGCACCGAGAAGAGUACCCAGGUUUGGGUUGGUCCGUUGACCGGCGGGAAGGUUGUCGUGUUGGUCCUCAGUGAGCUGAAGAAUGUACACACUGUCAACCUCUCGCUGGGAGAUGUCCCAGGGCUUUCUUCAACCCAUCACUAUGCUGUCCGUGAUGUAUGGGAGGCACGGAAUCUUGGCCGGGUAAAGGGUAACAUCUCAUUGCAGGUGGCUCCACACCAAACAAGAGUGCUUGUUCUCAGUUAG
Messenger RNA from Penicillium waksmanii, 1137 nucleotides. RefSeq names its product glycoside hydrolase family 27 protein. Lineage: Eukaryota; Fungi; Ascomycota; Eurotiomycetes; Eurotiales; Aspergillaceae. The transcript is spliced from 5 exons. Gene Ontology annotation, biological process: carbohydrate metabolic process. Gene Ontology annotation, molecular function: hydrolase activity, hydrolyzing O-glycosyl compounds. Bases 1 to 1137 code for a protein of 378 amino acids. The record is from RefSeq and is a predicted model, not a curated record.